This is a messenger RNA of Polistes dominula (European paper wasp), 735 nucleotides long. RefSeq names its product E3 ubiquitin-protein ligase RNF180. Gene Ontology annotation, molecular function: ubiquitin protein ligase activity; ubiquitin conjugating enzyme binding. The record is from RefSeq and is a predicted model, not a curated record. Gene Ontology annotation, biological process: protein polyubiquitination; norepinephrine metabolic process; positive regulation of proteasomal ubiquitin-dependent protein catabolic process. Gene Ontology annotation, cellular component: endoplasmic reticulum membrane. Lineage: Eukaryota; Metazoa; Arthropoda; Insecta; Hymenoptera; Vespidae.
AAAUUCAAAAAUAAAUACAUUCUUAUAAUAGUAUAUCUAUAUCAAUAACAAAUCAUGUUUAUCAGACAGAUAACAUAACCUUAAAAAUGAAAAUGUAAAAGGAUCAUAACAGAUUUUAAUUUGAUCGUGCUGUCAUAACCUAAAAUAUUUGGUAUAGAUUUAUAAGCAUAUGAAAUAUUAUUUUAAUUAACGAUUUUUUCAAAUGAUUGAAAUUAAGUGUAAACAUUGUCGUAAAAAUUUGUUUCUAAAUGAAAGUUUUACAAUACUUUCAUCCCAUAACGAAGAUAUAAGUAAUAUUGAACAUACAGAAUGUGGUGGUGAUUUUAUUGAACAUUGUUUAUACAUGUCUAUGGAAAAUCUGCCAACAUGGAUACAGAAAAUAAUAGAUCAAACAUCCUGGACGAAAGGAAGAUUAAAUUGCCCAUUUUGCAAUACUCGAUUAGGAUCAUUUAAUUUGGUAAUUGAUACUAAAUGUAAUUGCGGUAAAUGCAUAAUGCCCCCUAUUAGAUUGAUUCGUAGCAAGUUGGAUGUAAUAAAUGAUAAUAAUAAGAAGUUAACAGCGAUAACAAAGAUGUGUAACAACAUGAAUUUACAGGUACCUAAAUAAGUAAUUAAAGAUCAUAUGUUGCUAAUAUAAAAAAAGAAUGAUAGCAAACAUAGAUGAAGUAAAGAUUAAAUCUUAAAGUUGGAUAUAUAGAAAUAUCAUAUUCAAAUUGUAAUAUUUUAUGCUUUUUU